CAUUGGUGAUUCCUCUUUUUUUUUUGUCAACCUCCAGCCGAAGCUACCUGAGGUGUCCUAAAUUUUCCCUAAUUUAAUCCUAGAAAUGGGAUUUGUCAAAGUAAUCAAGAACAAAGCUUACUUCAAGCGUUUCCAGGUCAAAUUCAAGAGACGACGAGAGGGUAAAACCGAUUAUUAUGCCCGCAAACGUCUGGUGACCCAGGAUAAGAACAAGUAUAACACGCCUAAGUAUCGAUUUGUCGUUCGGUUUACUAACAAGGACAUCACAUGCCAGAUAGCGUAUGCCAAACUGGAAGGGGAUGUAAUUGUCAGUGCUGCUUAUGCACAUGAGCUUCCCCGUUAUGGCAUCAAGGUCGGGUUGACCAAUUAUGCUGCAGCUUAUUGCACUGGUCUUUUGCUAGCACGUCGUCUGCUCACCAAGCUGAACCUGCAUGAGAUCUACACGGGAACAGAUGAGGUCAAUGGAGAAGAGUACAAUGUGGAGAGUGUUGAUGGAUCUCCAGGAGCAUUCAGGGCUUUCUUGGAUGUAGGACUGGCAAGAACCACCACUGGAGCAAGGGUGUUUGGUGCUCUGAAAGGAGCUGUAGAUGGGGGCCUUGACAUCCCUCAUAGCAUGAAGCGUUUCCCAGGUUAUGAUAGCGAGUCCAAAGAUUUCAAUGCUGAAAUACAUCGUAAUCACAUCUUUGGUCAGCACGUGGCAAAUUACAUGACAGAGUUGAGAGACCAAGAUGAAGAGGCCUACAAGAAACAGUUCUCUCAGUACAUUAAGAACGGCAUUGCACCAGAUCAGAUGGAGGAGCUCUACAAGAAAGCCCACGCAGCCAUU
Messenger RNA from Stylophora pistillata, 826 nucleotides. Its product is annotated as large ribosomal subunit protein uL18. Gene Ontology annotation, molecular function: 5S rRNA binding; structural constituent of ribosome. Gene Ontology annotation, biological process: ribosomal large subunit assembly; translation. The record is from RefSeq and is a predicted model, not a curated record. NCBI's taxonomy places the organism in Eukaryota, Metazoa, Cnidaria, Anthozoa, Scleractinia, Pocilloporidae. Gene Ontology annotation, cellular component: ribosome; cytosolic large ribosomal subunit.